Emys orbicularis (European pond turtle) is the source of this 2477-nucleotide messenger RNA. It is a transcript of the gene OARD1, whose product is annotated as O-acyl-ADP-ribose deacylase 1. The record is from RefSeq and is a predicted model, not a curated record. The coding region runs from base 158 to 613 and encodes 151 amino acids. Gene Ontology annotation, biological process: peptidyl-glutamate ADP-deribosylation. The transcript is spliced from 6 exons. NCBI's taxonomy places the organism in Eukaryota, Metazoa, Chordata, Testudines, Emydidae.
CCGGCCCGACCUAGCCUAAGCUCUUACGCAUGCGCUAGAAAUGCUCCCCCAGUCGAGGCCGCCAAUAAUGCGCAUGCGCUGAUAGACCCCUCUUCUCUAGGUCUGCGCAUGAGCAUUUUGACAGCAGAAGAAAUCCUGGAAAUAGCCUCACGUUACCAUGGCCAGUCCCCCCUCCAGGGAUCAGGCAGACCGAAUCAGGUACAUAAAAGGGGACCUUUUUACCUGCCCCAGAACGGACUCAUUGGCUCACUGCAUCAGUGAGGACUGUCGCAUGGGCGCUGGGAUAGCUGUCCUAUUUAAGAAAAAGUUUGGUGGCAUACAGGAGCUGUUGGAUCAGCAGAAGAAGUCUGGAGAGGUGGCCGUUCUGAAAAGAGAUGACAGAUAUAUAUAUUACCUGAUUACAAAGAAGAAAGUCUCUCACAAACCAACAUAUGAGAAUAUGCAAAAGAGUUUAGAAGCCAUGAAAACUCAUUGUUUGAACAACGGGGUUACUGAUAUUUCCAUGCCUAGGAUCGGAUGUGGACUUGACCGUCUGGAAUGGGAUAAGGUUUCAGUGCUACUUGAGGAAGUGUUUGAGGACACGGACAUUAAGAUCACCGUUUAUGCUCUCUGAACAAAGAGGCCUUAUGGAGAUGAUUGUUGAUUUCCCUUGCUGUAGAGUCAGGUGGCUUGGGAAUUGAUUUAGAGAAAAAGCUGUGUGUGAAGCAGAGCCCAUCUCCUCUUUGAGGAAUAAUUUACCAUUAGGUUUUUCCCAAUGGCAGGCAGUUGCUUCCAGAGAACCGGCUGGUUUGGAAUGUGUUGAUCAGAGUUCCAGAAUAAAGUAUCUAGUAUAAACCUUCAGGGUUAUAUAUAUCCCUCAGGGAUCCUUGCCUGUGAGUCACAUAGCCAACCACCAGAUGUCACUGUUCCUCCACCUUUCAGAAUACCCAUCUGAUUGUAAAGAAAACUUUUCUUACCGUGGUGGUUUGUGUGUGUGGAAGUUUGAGAUAGUUUGGCACUUUUUAAAAUAUUCCAAAUCUUUGAAUUUAAGAGUUAUAUGUAUCUGUUUAUUGUGUUGUUUCAGAUAAUGAAGUGAAUAAUUGUGGAGAUCUGCUAUUUAAUUUAAAACAGUACAGUGUUCAGCUCAGAUGUGCAGAUUUCCUUUGUUCUUUUAGUUAUUAAAAAUUAAAGUAUUAUCUUUUCAAAACAUAAAUGAGGUUUCCUGCUUUUAUCAGGAGUGUGUCUCUUAAGCAUCAUGCUAUAAAGUCUCAAGUACAUACCUUUUUAACUCUUGCUAUUGAACCAGAGUGCAACCCCUGUAUAAACCCAACUAUGUUCACAUUUCUCUCUGCCUUCUAUAUGAAGGCUGAACCUCUCAAGGGAACAUAAGUGUAUGGGGCAAAGAUUCCUAGGAGGUUCAUUUUGCCCCACAUAGUUGGUACAGGUAUCAGCAUGCAAGUGUUCUGAGAGACCACAUAUGAAUGGGCUAGUAUGAUAUAAAGUGGGCUUAGCAUUAAAUGCAUGUAUAGGUUUUCAUCUUUACUUUUCAUCUAAGGUAUGUAUAGACUGCUAGUCAUUGUGGGGUCUAAGUGUCGUUCUGUUUCUACAUCUGGCAUUGCUAAACAGCAAUGAACAAAUCAUUAAUAAAUAGCAUAUUGAAUCUAGCAGGCCAGCAAAAGGUAGUCCAUUACUUUGUGGUGGUCAGUAAACUUCAGAUGGAACAUUUUUUUUUUUUUCUUCCCCCUUCACAUCCUUACAAUAACUUACCAGGUCUCUUUCUGCAGCAUUUGGUUCAAAGGUGAUAAUUCUGCUGAUUUUAGAACCUUGUGCUGAAGUGUUCUACCAUAUACUCUUGUAUGUUUUGCUUCCGAUCUUGUCCACAGUGACUAAUCUGAUUUAUUUUUAGGAUGCCCAUUACUAUAGUAACUGAGUGCCGGAGUAUAGGAAUUCUAGCAUAAAGUAGAAUCCCUAAUAUCUUCUUUUUAUCCAUGUAAGAUAUGUAAACCCUUCUCUAUUCAGAAGCUACUAACUGCUUGUGUUGUGUGGGAUCUUUUGCAUAAUUGAUGGAGCUCUGCAAAUCCCCUUUUCUAAUCUUUAAAGGCCUCAUGUUGUUACUCUCCUCCUUUUCAGUUGAAAAUGAUUGAAUCUUUGCAGAUCAUGAAUAUCACUCUUUAAUUUUUAGAGGGGUCGCAACUGGGUGAUUCUGUCCUUCCACUCUUGUGUGUAUUUGUAACACCUUAAAAACGCAAAGCCCACAUGAUUUGUUGACUGCCCUUUUGUCCCUUGUAAAGUUGUUUUUGGUGUAUAAUUGCUGUAGCCAAACAAGGAAAUAACUUUUUAAAGGAUUGAGUUCGACAAAUAGAAGCUUGGAAUAUUGGAUCUGUAAACAAGCAUAAAUAUGUACCAAAAAUAUGUGCAUGGAUUUAGGUUUUUGUAUCUUAUUUAUAUUUGUUGUCUAAAUCUGGUAACCAACACAAACAGUAAAUCAAUAGCAACUA